This is a messenger RNA of Soboliphyme baturini, 204 nucleotides long. The record is from the annotation of a GenBank genome assembly. NCBI's taxonomy places the organism in Eukaryota, Metazoa, Nematoda, Enoplea, Dioctophymatida, Soboliphymatidae.
AUGCCUGGAAAAAGACUACCCGUCCCAAAGGGCAUUCUCACCUCGCCCCCCCCCACCCCACUGCCGAUCUACGAUACUACCGAAGUUCGAUGCUAUUUGGACGAGAACACUCAGCUGAAAACUAAACUGAGGAGGGCAGAGUCAGACGCAUUCAGAAAGGUAGUUGACCACGUUGGUGAGUUAGCUAGCAGUUACAAAUACUGA